GCAAAGCAAAAUAAACAACAAUUUGUUGGCUGCUCUCUUUCUCUGAGCAUACCGCGUUUCAUAGGUGGGCGUGAGGUCAGGUCAGAGAUAACACACACGCCUCAAUAAUUCAUUCAAUCGCCCAUGGACUCCAAUUCGCAGCAACCACCAGGUACUGGAGCUCCGGCGAAGCCUUGGGAGCGAACAGGGACUGCAUCAGGUCCUUCACCUUUUAAUCCACCAUCGUCUGGCAGUACCAGUGAUGUAGUUGAGGCUUCUGGUACUGCAAGACCGGGCGAAAUUGUUUCGGCUGCUGAUAGGAAUACAGCUGUAAAUAGAAACACACUUAGUCGACCUGUACCACCCACCAGGCCGUGGGAGCAACAAAAUUAUGGGAGUACUUAUGGAGGUUAUGGGUCUGGUCUGAAUUAUAACUCGGGUUAUGGGUCAGGAACUUAUGGAUCAGGAAUGUAUGGUUCAUCAUAUGGUGGAUUGGGAGGGUCUUUAGGUGGUGGAUUAUACGGUAACAGCAUGUACAACAGAGGAGGUUAUGGUGGUUUGUAUGGAGGUUCUAGCAUGUAUGGUGGAGCCGGAGGAAUGUAUAACAGUGGGUUUGGAGGGUCAAUGGGCAGUUAUGGAAUGGGUAUGGGUAUGGGUCCAGGUCCAUAUGGUGAUCAAGACCCAAAUAAUCCAUAUGGUGGUCCACCAUCUCCGCCUGGCUUUUGGAUGUCCUUCCUUCGAGUGAUGCAAGGUGUUGUAAACUUUUUCGGCCGGAUAUCAAUUUUGAUUGAUCAGAAUACCCAAGCAUUUCACCUGUUUAUGACUGCACUUCUUCAGCUUUUUGAUCGCUCUGGAAUGUUGUAUGGUGAGUUGGCUAGAUUUGUAUUAAGACUGCUGGGAAUUAAAACAAAGCCCAGAAAGCUUAAUCAACCAGGACCAAAUGGGCUUCCAGGCCCCCACAACCCCCACGGGAAUCAGAAUUACAUUGAGGGCCCUAAACCUGCCCCAGGUGGUGCAUGGGACAAUGUAUGGGGAGAGAAUGGCAGCAGUUAGUUAAUACCUCCCAGUCUGCUGUUUUUGCCCUGAGAAACCAACCAAAAACCGGGAGCUUUGUGGUAGCUGGGAUUCAGGAGGAAGUAACGAUGUACUCUUAUUGCAUUGGUUAGGCUGAACAUGAAGAUCGCCUUUUGCUUAAAAUGUUUCUUUUUAUCAUGAAAAAAUGUGUUAUUUUUCUGUGAAAUAGAAUAUAGUGUUUCUGCAUCUGUUGUUUUUGUACCAAAGGACAACCUGUGUUGAGAUGGGAAAAUUGCAAUAACAUAUCCUAUAAUGUAAGGGAUAUAUAGGCUUUCAAUAUCGAAAUGUGAAAUUACUCAUGAAUAAAUUUUUGUUUUCGAAAGUUCAUUGUGUCUUGUA
This is a messenger RNA of Pistacia vera, 1392 nucleotides long. RefSeq names its product peroxisomal membrane protein 13. The transcript is spliced from 5 exons. Bases 124 to 1032 code for a protein of 302 amino acids. Gene Ontology annotation, cellular component: peroxisomal membrane; peroxisome; peroxisomal importomer complex. The record is from RefSeq and is a predicted model, not a curated record. Gene Ontology annotation, biological process: protein import into peroxisome matrix, docking. Lineage: Eukaryota; Viridiplantae; Streptophyta; Magnoliopsida; Sapindales; Anacardiaceae.